This is a messenger RNA of Aedes aegypti (yellow fever mosquito), 3783 nucleotides long. RefSeq names its product frizzled. Gene Ontology annotation, molecular function: Wnt receptor activity; Wnt-protein binding. Gene Ontology annotation, biological process: canonical Wnt signaling pathway; non-canonical Wnt signaling pathway. The transcript has 5 exons. The record is from RefSeq and is a predicted model, not a curated record. The coding region runs from base 1008 to 2801 and encodes 597 amino acids. Lineage: Eukaryota; Metazoa; Arthropoda; Insecta; Diptera; Culicidae. Gene Ontology annotation, cellular component: plasma membrane.
CCGACGAUGAUACCAAUACUCGCUCAGGUCGCGGAGAAUGCCCGCCGCCGGUGGAAAGACGAACGACCGACAACAAUAUAAUUGUGUGUGCCUUGCGCAGUCUAUACCGACCUUCCUGUUGUCUGUCUUCCUCGUUUUCCCAUAAGAUAUUGGAUACGCGGGUGUCUGUCUGCAUGUUGCCACUUGUCUUUAGUAGUAUUUCGGACGCUUUCGCCGUCGGUCGGUGCAUUUCGUCGGUUUUCUCGUUUUCGGUGCUUUCAAAGUUACUUUUCGAUCGAAUUACUGGGAAUAUUCACGGUUAUUGGAUGUGAUUAAGUGAAUUAUAUGUUCAAGUUUGGCAUUGGUUCGAUUCGGUUGUGUUAAGAAAGUAAAACGAUCGAAAAACGGCGAUAGUGUCGAUCAAUAUCGAAGUCGGCGGCGAUCAAAGGGGAUCAAAGAAGGCGCGUGUGUUGUUGCGUUGGCGAUAAAGAGCAACAAACGAGAUAGCGUUGACCCAUCUGGUUCUUGUCAACAGUAGGCGGUGGAGGGUUGUGGGAGAAGUGUAUCGUUGAGUUCGGUUGUCUUCCAGCCAGUCUUGGGGUGAACGGUCGCGGAUGGCGUAAAAGCAGAGGAAGUGCACAGCGGGAGGAAGAAGAGGAUCGAGUUUUAUUGCAUUCAAGUGCGAAGAAUAGAGCCAGAAUGUUGUAAAUUUGAGGCAGUUCACUGUCUGUUUUGGUGGUAUUAGUGAAGCGAGCCAUCUAAAAAUAUACCAAGUGGCCGUGCUGAAAGCUGAAGAAAGUCAAACAGCCGCUGCCGGGUUUGAUAGUGUUGGUGUUGAGAAUGUUCGUCGAUCGUGCUUGACGUGCUGUUUAUUGCACUUCGAUGAUGUCGAUAGUUUCCAAGUGUGUGUGUUAAAUUAACACCGGAAAGUGGAUAAAGUGGAAUCGAGUUAAGAGAUAUACAAAGGGGAGCAUAUAAGAAUCAACGAGUGUGGAGGAAACCGUGUUUUUUGGUUUUUGGGAGUUGAAAUGGCUAAACUAGCAAUGUUGUUCAAAUAUUUUGUUCUGAUGCUAUGUUUGGCUAGUUCGGGAUCUAUUCAGCAGCAGGAAUCGUUUGGGGGUCAUGAAAUGUCCAGUAUGAAUGCCGAUGAUUUUCAGCACCACAAUCGAUGCGAGACGAUCACAAUACCGUUCUGUACGGAUAUUCAAUACAAUAGAACCAUCAUGCCAAACCUGAUUGGGCACACCAAGCAGGAGGAAGCUGCUCUGGAGGUUCACCAGUUCAUACCGCUCGUCAAGAUAGACUGCAGUCCGGAUCUGAAGUUCUUUCUUUGCACCUUGUACGCACCUGUUUGUACAAUCCUCAAUUAUCCCAUACCGCCCUGUCGGAGCUUGUGCGAGAGUGCACGAGUGUGUGAAACAAUUAUGAGGACUUUUGACUUUCCAUGGCCAGAGAACUUGGAAUGUAGCAAGUUUCCAGAGGAUGGAAAAGAGCUGUGCGUAUCGCAAAACACCUCGUCGGAAAGCACACCAAUGCCAACAAGUGCACUGCACCCUACAAAACCUCAUGCCCCAAGAAAGAACGUUCAUGCUGGAGCCGGCAUCGGAAAUCAUCUAGGCAACAGUCAUCGAGAUCUAGGAUUCAUCUGUCCGGUCCAAUUGAAGGCCCCAACGAUUAUGGGCUAUCAGUUGACAGUAGGAGGAAAGGUCACUAAAGACUGCGGUGCACCGUGCCAUUCGAUGUUCUUCUCGGAGAACGAGCGAACCGUGCUCAAGUACUGGGUCGGUUCCUGGGCGGCAGUGUGCGUUGCCAGUUGUCUCUUUACGGUCCUAACCUUCAUGAUCGAUUCGUCCCGCUUCCGCUACCCGGAGCGCCCGAUAGUGUUCCUGGCCAUCUGCUAUCUCAUCGUGGGGUGCGCUUACGUGGCCGGACUCGGUGCCGGUGAUUCCGUGGCGUGCCGUGAACCGUUCCAACCGCACAUCAAACUCGGUCGGAUGCACAUGCUGUCCACCAUUACUCAGGGUCACCGCCAGUCGACGUCCUGCACGGUCCUGUUCAUGGCCCUGUACUUCUGCUGUAUGGCGGCGUUCGCCUGGUGGGCUUGCCUAGCGCUGGCCUGGUUCCUGGCUGCGGGUCUCAAGUGGGGUCACGAGGCAAUCGAAAACCGAUCCCAUCUGUUCCACCUGGUGGCGUGGGCGAUUCCGGCGAUCCAGACCAUUUUCGUGCUCGCUCUCGGCAAAGUUGAAGGUGACGUCCUAUCCGGAGUGUGCUUCGUCGGUCAGUUGGACACGCACUCGUUGGCCGUAUUUCUGCUGAUCCCCCUCUGCAUCUACCUUUCGGUUGGAGCGCUGUUCCUGCUGGCGGGCUUCAUUUCCCUGUUUCGCAUCCGAACGGUAAUGAAACACGACGGAACCCGCACCGAUAAGCUGGAAAGGCUGAUGCUCCGGAUUGGAUUCUUCAGUGGACUGUUCAUCCUACCGGCCCUGGGCUAUUUGGGUUGUUUGUUCUACGAGUACUACAACUUUGACGACUGGAUGAUCCAGUGGAACCGACAAAUGUGCAAGCUAUUCUCCAUCCCUUGUCCGACGACGACACCGACGAUGACAAUGGGCGGUUCACUGAAGUACGGUUCGGCAGGGAUGAUGGCCCAGGACGAGGAGAAGCCCAUCUUCCACAUCUACAUGGUCAAGUACGUGUGCUCGAUGCUAGUCGGAGUCACGUCCAGCGUGUGGUUGUGGUCCGGCAAGACUGUGAUCAGCUGGAGACAGUUUGCUGAGCGGCUGCAGGGAAAGGACAACCGCAAUCGUGGGGCGUAUGUUUAGGUUUUUGGAGUGCUUCAGGAGGGCUGAAAGUUGAGCGAUUACAGCAUAUACUAGUGUGCUUUGACUUGAGCUUCAAGUACUUGAAUUAAGUUUAGAGAAACCAAAUGUUUUGUUUUAGGAAAUGUUGGGUAGAGAAGAAAAAGCAUUUGCUUUAACGCAAAAAGAAAUACAAUCGAGAUUAAAAAUUUAGGGUAUUUUUAAGUAACAAAAACAUGGAUUUUUAAAAGGCAUUAUAAGGAUAAUUGUUCAUUUGGCAAAUCUUAGCACUUCUUAGGUACCAGCUCCUUUACACAUAGUUUCAAAACAAAUGCAAAGUUGAUGAUAUCCUUUGUGGAGAAUCCAAUUCACCAUGAAUGAAUGAGUUUUUGAUAACUUUCUAGUGGGAAUAAGAGGCCCGAUAAAUGUCCUGAAAUAUUGGGUUGCAAUCUGCUAAACCGUAAAAAAUACAAUAUUUCGUCGACUGGAAGGUUAUUGCAAUUCCAAUUUAAGGACUUCCAACUGCACGAGAUCUUGGCUUUUGUAAGAUCUUGUGCAAUUUUUUAGUCAAACCCUCUUUUCUUUAGAAAAAAAUUUAUAAAAUAUUAACGUGAAAUCUUCGACUGAUGUUGUUUGAAUCCGCAAUCGAAGGUUUGUUAAGAUUAUUAAACUUUAUAUAACAGGGUGCCGACAUUGAGGUUUCAAAACUCUAUAACUUCGCUAUUGCUCGAUCAAUUUCAAUGAAAAUUUCAGGAUUUUACAUUGUACAUUUUGAAUUCGGUGACGGUUUCGGACUUGGUUCCAAAUUUAUUUGAAGACCCGUAAUAUUUCGAAAUGGAAACGAUGGAAAAUGCAAGAAACUUCUUAAAAAAAAUAUGUCAUAUGUGACAGAAUGUCAUGUUUCAGUUCGAAGAUGAUACAAAUGCAAUAAAUAGUUAACUUUCAAAUAAAGUUAUUAGUUCAAUCAUGUGUAAGUACUAGUGAAAUAUAACGUAAUUAAUUACUU